AUGAUAAUACUACGAUGGGUACGAGGAGGAGAAUAUAUCCUGAAUUACAGAUCAAUAUGGUCAAAUAGAUCCAGCUAUUGGCUCCCAAAUAAACACUCCUAUUCCAUACGGCUGCUUCAUUCUGCAACCCAGUGCUUGCAAAAAACCAUUCCGAAGAAUAAGAAACAAGACCAGAAUCAGACAAAAAGACCAUUGAAAAUAGAGCAUAAAUCAAGCUGGGAUCUUCCUCAGCUACUGUAUGUUAAACCCAAGCUAUCGGCGCCUGUCGAAGAGGAGCAACGUUCACCUAAAGAUAAAGUUCCGAAGAUGGACAGAUUUGAAUUGGUGAAUUCAAUUAAGCCAUUAACGAGACAUAAAUCUUUGAAAGAGUUAUUUAAAGAUCCAAAGGUUCCGGAGUGGAAAAAACAAAAAGAGGCUUUGAAAAAUAAGUUUGGUGAUCAAGGCUGGAAUCCAAUGAGAAAAAUAUCAAGAGAAGAAAUGAAGUCUGUGAAGUUCUUGAAAGCUCAGAACCCAAAUAUAAAUAAUACCCAAUUGGCAGACUAUUUUAAAGUAUCACCUGAAAGUAUUCGAAGAAUUUUGAAAUCAAAGUGGGAGCCUAAAUCUUUGGAAGAAGACGAAGCACUUUACGAAAGAUGGAAAAGGAGAGGCGAAAAGAUCAAAGAAAUGAUGAAUAAUAAUAGCCACAAUCAGAAAUCAAACUUCAACAAACAGGCAUACAAUUUCAACAAACAGACAUCAAAUUAUAGAAGUUCAAAACCCAGUAGCGACUUAAAAUUUGUAUCUGAGGAAGAGAAGCCUAAAGUCUUCCUGAAACAGAAAAAGUACCUAUCCAAAAGACAAAUCAAGAUUCAGAAAAGAACCAAAAAACCCAAAAGUUAUUUUGAAUAG
Messenger RNA from Saccharomycopsis crataegensis, 888 nucleotides. It is a transcript of the gene RRG9, whose product is annotated as mitochondrial ribosome assembly protein RRG9. NCBI's taxonomy places the organism in Eukaryota, Fungi, Ascomycota, Saccharomycetes, Ascoideales, Saccharomycopsidaceae. Gene Ontology annotation, cellular component: nucleus. Bases 1 to 888 code for a protein of 295 amino acids. The transcript has a single exon. The record is from RefSeq and is a predicted model, not a curated record.